CUCCCAGUGAGAACUUAGACCAGGAAAAUGACCUCAACUCCUCCUCCACUUCAAGCGCGUUAUGCAGAUACCAGCCAUAAUAAACUACACUGCAACAACAGACGAUGUCCAUCUACACCACAAUUGCAACCAGCAAGGAGCGGCACGGCGAGAUCCAGACCGCCCUCGCCGCCGUCGAGAGCAGCCCGGAAACGCUACAGUCGCACAAAUCCUACCUGUCGGACCUCCGCCGCGCGCUGGCUGAGACCAACCAGCAGCUGGAACAACUCCGGCAGAUCACCCAGGUGGAGCGUGCGCUGCACGAGAAAUACCGCGACAGCACGGUGCGUCGCCUGCUUUACCGCGCGACGGGCAAGCGGGGGGAUUUCGAGGCCAAGGCCGACCAGGAGAUGCGCGACUAUUACGCCGCGCUGGCCAAGGAGAAUCGCGCGCAGGCGCAGCGGGAGAUGCUCGAGGCACAGGUCGUGGAUGCGGUGACGAAGGAGCACGAACUCGAAGCCGCAUGUGCGGCGCGCGGCAGGCUGCAUGAGGAGCUCGACGCCAUCUAUCGCACGAUUUUCGAGGGGCGGACGGAGGAUUUCCCGGAGGAGGAUGCGCAGGAAGAGGUCACUCGGUUGGCACGGCGGGAGUAUGGGCAGCGGAGGCAGCGGUGGAGUGAUGUUCGCCAGGCGGCGCAGUGUCUGGCGCGAGCGCAGCUAACGAUCCGGGAGGCGAUGUUCCAUCUGGUCGAGAGUCUGCGUCAGUCGGAGAGGGAUCUCUGGGGAUUCGGAGGAACUUUGAUCGACUGGCGGCAAAAGAACUGUCUGUCCCGCGCACAGCAGAAGGUUAGCCAGACGCAGAUGCUGGUGGCGCAGGCGACGCGGCUGGACUCGAACGUGCAGCCACUCCCGGCCAUGAGUUUGGUUCAACGAGACUGGAUUGGGGGAAUGCUCUGCGAUACUUUCUUAUUCCACCUCAACUUCUUAGAUCUGAUGCAACAAUCUGUCCUGGAGGUGAACCGCGCGGAGGAGGCCCUGGCAGCCCAAGUACGGCGGAUUCAGUCUCGUGAGACAGACAUGCAGGCCCAGGUGGAAGAAGCGCGAGUGACCUUCGAAACUGCACAGCAAGACCUUCGCCAGAUCCGAUACGAGGUAUUCAUGAAGGCCGCCGACCCCCCGCCGCCUUACACCGAUCAACCGUCAGUGGGAAUCAGCACUUGACGGGGAAUCGACGUUCAAGGCUUUUGGUGGCUUUGCUGGCGGGGUGGAAGGUGAUAUACUUCAAGACGGAUUACUCUCUCACCCCUCGCUCGAUUUUGAGAGGCAAGCGGAUCUUGCUCUAUUCCGGUGUAAGUUUUUCUCUUUUUCAUCUUUCUUUUAUCUUAUUCUGCUGCUUUUUGAUGUAUAUGUGCUCCCACCGGGUUAGAAAUAAAGAUAACAGGCCGGUGGGGGAAAUGUGUAUCAUCGAGUGCUGUGAGCAUGGCGGCACAAGAGUCGUUUAAUCUGCCUCCAUUCAAAAAGUAAGGCCAAAAAGGCCACUUUCAGUCCAUUUCUUCCUUCGUGCAACUUUCUGGCCACUUCCGCCUUCAUUGGAAGAGAUCAUGGACCGACCUCAUGAUAGGGCGUGGAUUUACCCGAAAUCACAUAGCUACUACCAUUCAAAGACAGUUCCUCUUCUG
This is a messenger RNA of Aspergillus saccharolyticus JOP 1030-1, 1657 nucleotides long. RefSeq lists its product as uncharacterized. Lineage: Eukaryota; Fungi; Ascomycota; Eurotiomycetes; Eurotiales; Aspergillaceae. The transcript has a single exon. Bases 105 to 1199 code for a protein of 364 amino acids. The record is from RefSeq and is a predicted model, not a curated record.